Messenger RNA from Trichoderma reesei QM6a, 165 nucleotides. RefSeq lists its product as uncharacterized. The transcript has a single exon. Lineage: Eukaryota; Fungi; Ascomycota; Sordariomycetes; Hypocreales; Hypocreaceae. The record is from RefSeq and is a predicted model, not a curated record. The annotation marks the transcript as partial.
CAGCUUCAGCACCAUCAUGGAGGUGUAUACGCAAAAAAAGAAAAAACAUACAACAGCCGGUGUUCGCUGGUGGUCACCCACCCAACUACUAAUCUGCCGGUUAGUGGCUUAUCUAUGGGGGAGCAGACGGGACCCCGAGUUUUCCACUACCUAUGGUCGUAUGUG